Messenger RNA from Rotaria socialis, 537 nucleotides. NCBI's taxonomy places the organism in Eukaryota, Metazoa, Rotifera, Eurotatoria, Philodinida, Philodinidae. The record is from the annotation of a GenBank genome assembly.
AUGGCAACUGCAGCGAUAAAUUCCAAACAAUGCUUUAUAUGUAAAAAAGAGAGAUUCAACUUAUACUUAUGCGACGGUUGCUCAGAAAAAUUUUGUUCGCAAGAUUUAGCAAAACAUCAUCAAGAACAUGUAUUAGAACUAGAAAAAAUUGUCACUGAUUCUGAUACAUUCCAACAAAAUAUGAGUGAACAAGAAGAAGAUCUAAAUCAUUGUUCAUUAAUAAAACAAGUGAAUGAAUGGGAACACGAGUCAAUCAUGAAAAUUAAGCAAACAGCAGAAGACUGCAGACAAAGAUUAAUUAAAUCGACAGAUGAUAAUAUCGUUGAAAUAAAGAAGAAAUUAAAUCAAUUCAUUACUGACUUGAGAAAAAUGCGAGAUGAUGAUGAUUUCAAUGAGAUUCAUUUAAACAAAUUGAGAGUGUUGUUAAAAGAAUUGAAGAAAAAGCUUGAGCAACCCCAGAAUGUUUCCAUUUUGGAAGAAUCUACAUCGUUUAUAAACAAAAUGUCAAUUAUAACCAAAGCUUCAAUUUCAGGUUAG